AUGACUGGGUUCCAGCAGUGGGAAGUGCCAGGUAGAAGCGUGGAGGUAAAGGAGAUUAAGAAGGGAGUUUUUUCUUUAGCAGCUCUUGUCAAAGAUAGAAGAUUAGGGUGUAGUAUGAUUUCGAGGGCCAUAGAGGAGUUUUCUGACUUCAUCAAUGAUCACUUUCUCAUUGAUCUUCCUCUGUCAGGGGAAAGGUUUACUUGGGCCAGAGCGGAGGAUUCCAACUCAAGGUCUAGACUUGAUAGAUUUUUAAUAUCGCCUUCUUGGGAUGAGCUGGUGCCGAAGCAGAUUCCUUUACCUAGGCUGACUUCGGAUCAUUUGCCUAUCUUGCUAGAUGGAUGCAGAGGGAGGGGGGUGCAUGCUCCCUUCCGAUUCGAGAACAUGUGGUUGAAGGUGCCAAGAUUUGGUGACAAGGGAGAUAUUAUUAGGCGGAAUAAGGAGGUUUUUGGGAGGGUAGAUGUUAAAAUGAGGGAGCUUAUGCAUGAAUUAGGGGAUCUAGAGAGAGGGGAAGGGGCGAGGGAGUUAGAUGAAUCUGAGAAAGAGAGAUUGGGGGAGGUUAAGAGGGAUAUAGUCGAGUUAGCAAUAGCUCAGGAGACCAGUUGGUGGCAAAAAUCGAGGGCGCUAUGGAUGGCGGUUGCAAAUCGAAGAAGAAACUUCAUAGAGUCCUUAGCUGUAGAUGGGGUGAGGAUUGAGGGAGAGGAGGAGGUAAAAGGGGCGAUAGUGAGGUUUUAUGAGAACUUAUACAAAGAGAAAGUUAGUUGGAGGCCGACUUUGGGGGGAAUAAAGUUCAACCACAUAGGGGAGGGAGACAGUGAGUGGCUAGAAAGGGCUUUUGAGGAGGAGGAGGUGUACGAAGCUGUGUCGAGUUGUGCUAGUGAUAAGGCCCCGGCCCUGAUGGUUUCUCCUUGGCCUUCUUCCAGCUCU
Messenger RNA from Nicotiana tabacum (common tobacco), 924 nucleotides. Lineage: Eukaryota; Viridiplantae; Streptophyta; Magnoliopsida; Solanales; Solanaceae. The record is from RefSeq and is a predicted model, not a curated record.